Messenger RNA from Coccinella septempunctata (seven-spotted ladybird), 2787 nucleotides. RefSeq lists its product as uncharacterized. NCBI's taxonomy places the organism in Eukaryota, Metazoa, Arthropoda, Insecta, Coleoptera, Coccinellidae. The coding region runs from base 1 to 2787 and encodes 928 amino acids. Gene Ontology annotation, biological process: DNA integration. Gene Ontology annotation, molecular function: nucleic acid binding. The transcript has a single exon. The record is from RefSeq and is a predicted model, not a curated record.
AUGUUCCUGCGAAUCAAAGUACGACCCGAGGACCAACCAGCUCAACAGUUCCUGUGGAGGGGAGAAGACCGAGAAAGGCCUCCGAAGAAGUACAAGAUGACCAGUGUUUUCUUCGGCGCAACAAGCUCUCCGUACAUAGCUCACCAUGUCCGUAAUCACAAUGCAGACAUACACGGAAAGGAGUUCCCGCGUGCACUGGAAGCCAUAAAGAACGCUCACUACAUGGAUGACUGGGUUGCGAGUUUCAAAGAUGCGGAGGAAGCACGAAAGGCUGUCGAAGAAACGAGAGAAGUGCAUGCUCGUGCUGGCUUCAAUUUGAAGGGAUGGAACUCUAGUGACCCAAACAUUUUGAAAGGAAUUCCCUCAGAGCUGCACGCAACAGCCCCUACGCAACUGGGGGGAGAACAGCCCGGAAGCAAGAUACUUGGGUUGUAUUGGAAUGCUCAACGAGACGAGUUGGGAUUCAACACCUGCAUGAGCCGAGUUCCUGAAGAUGUCAAAGCGGGGAAGCGAGCACCGACCAAGAGAGAAGCACUCAGCGCUGUCAUGUCUGUGUACGACCCGCUGGGGCUAUUGAGCCAUUACACCAUCCGCUCUAAGAUCAUCCUGCAGAGCUCAUGGCGACUCCAGAUGACAUGGGACGAACCGAUCCCGGCAGAAGAAAACGAGCUCUUUACAUCCUGGCUGGCGCAACUUCCCGAGAUCGCGAUGCUACGACUGCCACGCUGCUACACGUUGAAUGGGUAUGAACGGAUCGAUCUUCAUAUACUGUGUGACGCAAGUGAGCAGGCAUUUGCGACAACGGCAUACUGGCGCAUCACGAGAAACGACGGGACCAUCGAAGUCGUCUUAAUAGCGGCAAAGGCGAAGGUAGCGCCAAAGAAAGCGCUGACGAUUCCCCGGUUGGAGCUCCAGGCAGCGGUGAUAGGUGCUCGUCUCGCCGAAACCAUCAAGAGGGAGCAUCGCAUGGAAGUAGACCAGACGACGUACUGGACGGACUCGUCGACGGUGGUCCAUUGGGUCAGGAACGACAUGCGACGAUAUACACCUUUCGUUGCACAUAGACUCGGUGAGAUUGCUGAGCUCACCCAAAAGGAAGAAUGGAGAUGGCUGCCGACCGACCACAACGUGGCUGACGAUGCCACACGGUUGACCAAUGCGCCCAUCAGCUCGACGGACCGGUGGUUCCAGGGACCAGAUUUCCUCUAUCUACCUGAAGACCAGUGGCCCGGGAAGACGGCGUAUGAAGAAACAGAAGAGGAAGUCCUACAUGUGAGUGAGAAUCCCAGAAGAUCCAGCUGCGUACCUGAUCCUGCCCGCUUCUCCAAAUACGAAAUUCUGGUGAGAACUAUAGCAAGAGUCCUAGUCUUCGUGGAUAUCUGUCGACGACGAGCGAUUAAACUGGAACAUCGACACAUCGAGCGCGCAGAAAAGGAGCUGAUACGACGUGUUCAAGAAGACAGCUUCCAAGACGAGGUAGAGCGAAUCCGGUCAGGUCGAACCAUACCAAAGGCGAGCCGGCUCUACCGACUAGAUCCCGUGAUGGAGGAUGGAAUUCUGAGAGUAAGAGGCCGUAUUGGAGCAUCCGCCGCACCAAGUGACACGAAGAGACCUGUGAUACUUGAUGGUCGUCACCCAAUCACAAAACUGCUCGUUCUACGGGAGCAUUGCUCUGCGGGACAUGCCAAUAGAGAACGAGUGACCAACGAUCUACGCCAACACUAUUGGAUCAUUCACCUUCGACCCACGGUACGAGCCAUAGAAAAGAACUGCGCCUUUUGUCGAAGAAGACGAGCAAUGCCGACAACCCCAGCAACAGGAGACCUUCCACUUGCUCGCAUGGACCCUUUUCACCGUCCCUUUACCAACUGUGGGGCGGACUACUUCGGGCCAAUGAUGAUCAAGAUAGGGCGCCGGCGAGAGAAGAGGUGGGGUGCACUUUUCACUUGCCUCACGUCACGCGCCGUACACAUCGAGAUCGUCGCGUCACUCUCAACGGACUCAACAAUCAUGGCAUUGAGAAGGAUGGCAGCACGCAGGGGUUGGCCGCGACUCAUGUACUCAGACAACGGUACCAACUUCCGCGGGGCAGACCAAGAACUCCGUCUGGCUUAUAAAGAAUGGCUCCCAAAACUACAAGAUGAAGGGUUGCUGCAUCGCAUGGAGUGGCGUUUUAUACCACCUGGCGCGCCAAACCAAGGCGGCGCGUGGGAGAGGAUGGUACGAUCAGUGAAGACGGCACUCAGGGUGACACUGCGAGAGAAGGCGCCGACGGAAGAAGUACUGCGGACGCUCCUUACGGAGGCAGAAUUCUCGAUAAAUGCCCGACCACUGACCCACGUGAGCGUGAAUCCAGCAGAUCCCGAAGCACUCACACCCAACCACUUCCUGAUAGGAUCAUCGACCGGCAUGCCAGCCACGGGGCCCUGUGAUGAAGCCGAUCGACGAACAUGGCGAGCAAGUAUGGCUCUCGCAGACCACUUUUGGAAGCGCUGGGUACGGGAGUACCUACCCACUUUAGUACCUCGAGGAGACUCCAGUAACAAGGCGCGUCCCCUGCGCAUCGGAGAUGUGGUCCUGAUCGUUGACAGCACACUGCCAAGAAACACAUGGCCGAUGGGGUUAGUGAAGAGUACAUAUCCCGGACCAGAUGGUGGCAUCAGGGUCGCCGAAGUACGAACGAGAACCGGCGUUUUCCGACGACCAGUGAGUAAGCUCGCCGUCGUUUUGAAGGAAGAGGACUACGCAAGCUGCGCCGGGGGGAGGACUGUUACGGACGGCGAGUGA